UUAAAAGUUUGACAGAAAUAGCAUGCACAAAGAUCUUAUCACUAGUUUAAAUAGUAUGAGCUUUACCAGAAAGGCCCGUUCUCGCUCUCAAAAGUGAAUGACAUUCGUCUCGAAGACCAAACGUACGUCAUGAGUGCGGACAAUAGAAUGAAAGGUGUAAAUCUGCGAUACAAAAGAAGUUGCGAAUACGCAUGUGCGACUUCCGCGCAAGAAAUUCUCUUUAUAUAUAUAUUUUCUUAAAUAACACCAAUUUUCCUAAAUAACACCCUGAAAUUACUCCGCUAUCAAAUAUCGAUCGCAUGAUUAGGGACUUUAUUGCGAGAAACAUUGUUAAACUCUGUAUAUUCUACUUUUGCCGCGUUCUAUAGUUGUAUCGGCGCUUUGUGAAUUACACGAAAUUAUAUGCAAUUUGUGUCAAAAUUUACACAAGAAGAGAAAAAGAAUAAAAUACCUGGUCGAUCAAUGGAUAAAGAAAGGGAUGUGUAUACUUGCGUUACUUCACUACCAUAUACGUUUUAGACGUCGCAAGAAAAUGAUUCGUCUCGAGACUCAGUAUUUUAAUCUGAAUAGGAUUCUUCUGCUCGCUAUUGGCCUAUGGCCUUAUAAGCAAUCGAACCUAACUCGACUUCAAUUUAUUUUCUUGUCUACUAUUUUAAUGACAAGUCUUAUCUUUCAGUGUACACCAUUUAUUUCACAAAAAUGUACCCCGGAUUUUGUCGUCCAAGUUUUAUCUUCCGCAUCUAGCUUUGCUGUCAUUGUGAUAAAAUAUAACAUGUUCUGUGUCAAUAUCGAAGUUAUGAAAGAUUUACUGGAGCAGCUACAGCAUAUAUAUAAUGAGUUAAAAGACAAAAAUGAAUAUGCUAUCAUAAACGAAUAUGGAUGCAAUGCCAGACGUUGUACCGCUGCAUUUACGAUAUGUGCUAUUUGUUGCGUAUUUGCUGUUAUUGUCGCUCAGUUCUGGUCGAGAAUUUUCGAUAUUACAUUACCAAUGAACGUAUCUCGAUCGUAUAGCUUACCGAUUACAAUGGAAUAUUUCGUCGAUCAAGAAAAAUAUUUCUAUUGGAUUCUGCUACAUUUAUAUAUAUCGUUCUGCAUCGGGGUAACUGCAAUGGUGGGAAUAGGAACAACGCUUAUUGCGUAUCUUCAACAUAUGUGUGGUAUGGUUAGAAUUUCCAGUUAUCGUAUUAAACGCGCCGUGGAUAUUAAUACAUUAAAAAAUAAUAAUCUUGAGAAUGAGAUUUUAAUAUUGCAAGGAAUAAUUAGUGCUGUAGAUAUUCAUCGGAAAGCUAUAAAAUUGUUCCAGCUUUUGGCAUUCAAAAUUGAGAAAAUGUUGUUCUGUUUAAUAGUAGUCGGAGUAGUCUCUGUGAGUCUUAAUCUCUUUCAAAUUUUUCAGAUUGCAUUAUCAUAUGGAGAUGAUAUCAAGGAUAUUUUAUUUCCUUUUUUAAGCGUAACACUUAGUAUUUUGUACAUGUUUGUAGCCAAUUAUGUUGCGCAGGAUGUAACAGACCACAAUAAUGACUUUUUUGCUACUGUGUAUGACGUUCAGUGGCAUGAAACUCCGUUACAUAUACAGAAACUGAUAUUAUUUCUGCUUCAAAAAGGAACCAAAAAAUUUACUAUAAGUGUCGGUGGACUAUUUGUCGGAUCAUUGGAAUGUUUUGCCACGUUGGUGAAAACUUCGAUUUCUUACUUUACUGUCAUAUAUUCAACGCAUUAA
Molecule: messenger RNA, 1717 nt
Organism: Formica exsecta
Lineage: Eukaryota; Metazoa; Arthropoda; Insecta; Hymenoptera; Formicidae
Exons: 9
Coding region: 479-1717 (412 amino acids)
Biological process (GO): detection of chemical stimulus involved in sensory perception of smell; sensory perception of smell
Cellular component (GO): plasma membrane
Molecular function (GO): odorant binding; olfactory receptor activity
Source: RefSeq, a predicted model, not a curated record